Molecule: messenger RNA, 1632 nt
Organism: Magnolia sinica
Lineage: Eukaryota; Viridiplantae; Streptophyta; Magnoliopsida; Magnoliales; Magnoliaceae
Product: syntaxin-132
Exons: 13
Coding region: 225-1148 (307 amino acids)
Biological process (GO): exocytosis; intracellular protein transport; vesicle fusion
Cellular component (GO): endomembrane system; SNARE complex; plasma membrane
Molecular function (GO): SNAP receptor activity; SNARE binding
Source: RefSeq, a predicted model, not a curated record
UCCCUCCGGAGGGGUCACUACCGAAUCCGAGUCCCGUGAGAUAGAGAGAGGAAGUUCCUGUUUCUGCUUCGAUUCCUGUAUCCGCUUCGAAACCUACAGCUGCUUUGUAUUCUCUUCCAAAAGCAGUUGGAAAAUCUUCCGUAAAUUCCAUCUUCAGAUUCCUUUCUCAUCUCAGAUUGCGAUCUAAGAUUUCAGCAAUUCAAGCUCGGAUCACUUUGCCGAAGAUGAACGACCUUCUAACGGAUUCCUUUGAGAUCCCUCGAGGUCAGACUUCAAGGGAUGGAGAUAUUGAAUUAGGAUCACAACUUACAACGACUUCUGGAGAACUCGGGUUUGAAGGUUUCUUCAAACAGGUUCAAGAGAUUGAGAAACAAAUUGACAAGGUUUCUAAGCUACUGAAAAAGCUCCAGGAUGCAAAUGAGGAGUCAAAGGCUGUAACCAAGGCUUCUGCAAUGAAAGCAAUCAAGCAGCGCAUGGAGAAAGAUGUAGAUGAAGUGGGGAAAAUUGCGCGUUUUGCGAAAUCAAAACUUGAACAACUUGAUAGAGAUAAUCUAAAUAAUAGGCAGAAGCCUGGAUGUGGAAAGGGAACAGCAGUAGACCGAUCGAGAAUGUCAACGACUCUUGCGUUGAAAAUGAAGUUGAAAGAAAGAAUGUCUGAAUUUCAGACUUUAAGAGAAACUAUCCAUGAAGAGUACCGAGAGGUCAUUGAGAGAAGGGUUUUCACAGUGACGGGAACAAGAGCUGAUGAAGAGACUAUUGACCGGUUGAUAGAGACUGGGAAUGGUGAGCAAAUAUUCCAGAAAGCAAUUCAGGAACAAGGCCGUGGACAGGUAAUGGACACCUUGGCGGAAAUCCAAGAGCGCCAUGAUGCGGUGAGAGAUUUAGAGAAGAAGCUUCUUGAGUUGCAUCAGAUCUUCCUAGAUUUGUCAGUGUUGGUGGAGGCGCAGGGCGAAAUGUUGGACAACAUCGAAUCACAGGUAUCUAGCGCGGUGGACCAUGUGCAAUCUGGUACAACAGCACUCCAAAAGGCGAAGAAAUUGCAGAAGAGCUCUCGGAAGUGGAUGUGCAUAGCAAUUAUCAUACUUCUUCUCAUUGUUGUUAUUACCGUUGUGGCUGUCAUCAAGCCAUGGAUCAAAAAGGGUGCAUAGUCUUCUGUAUUCUAUCAUAAUAACAAAUAUCAGAUCUCCUAGGAGUGAGCAAAAUAUUUCUAUACACAUUAUAUUCUGUAUGCUGCUUUGUCGCUUUUUUUUCUUUUUUAAUUUUUUUUUUUUUAAAUUUUUUUUGCCACAUCAAUGUGCCUUACCAGGGAAAAGAAAAAGAAGAAGAUGUUAUGAUGAAAUGUGAACCUUCAAUUUUUCCGGAAAUGAAUCUUUGUUUUUUUACAAGUGUAAAUGCUCAAACAAUUUCUUCAUGCAAUUUCCAAAGGAGGGCCUGUUUGGUUGCUUGGGAAAGAUUUCCUUUGUUCCAUGGUAAUCCGCACGUGAAGUAUAAUUUCUGCUUGCUUGACUUCACUCUUGGUUCUUUUUCUUUUAGCCUCGGGAGAAGUUUGUAAUUUGGUUUGUUGGCUUGACCUUAGAUUGAUCAUGACUGUUGAUGAAUGCAGAAAGGUUGGUACCUAUUGCUCACGCUGUA